Seminavis robusta is the source of this 627-nucleotide messenger RNA. The record is from the annotation of a GenBank genome assembly. Lineage: Eukaryota; Bacillariophyta; Bacillariophyceae; Naviculales; Naviculaceae.
AUGCGCGAAAAGGACCAGAAACUCUCUCCUGUAAAGCCUGCGGAAUCCUUAAGCGAUAUGGAUUCGCCUACGAAGAAGCGCCACGAUAUCGGCUACAUUGCCGAGAUUCUGCAAUCGUGGCAAACUGGCCACGCUCUCUCCCCUAAUUUUCCGUCUUUUCAGCACGUUCUCGCCACCACAGUCUCUACGGCAGCCAGUUUUAUUGACUUUGAACGUGAUGGUCUUAAGUGGCGCUCCGACUACCGCAUCUGCCAAUUGACAGACACCCAGGGUGUUUGGAACAACCUCGUCAUUCAUCUUCCAAACGAUGGCUUUUUCUAUGUUGCCGAAAAUCUUCUCCCUGUCCUUGCCAGUACUCGUCGGAAUGUACGACACAUGCAGACAUGCAGCGAAGGCUGGGCCUACCUGGAGAAAACUGUUUGGCGAAAGUUGGAUCCCUUUGAAGAUUUUGCUCGCUCAUGGUAUGGCUACGACGCCGAGAAGAAACUCCAGCGACAGAUCCUCUACAACGAUACCGGUGACCGCAUGGACAUAUGUUUACGCUGCCCUGAGACAAAAGUUGGUAUCGACUUUGUUUUUGAACCAAGGUAUCCUGUGCCAGACGUUCCGAAGGAGUUCUGGUUUUAG